AUGCAUUCAAUUCAACUCUCAGAAGAUCAACAAAAAACCGUCGACGCAGCUGUAAGUGGCCACAGUUUGUGUAUAUUUGGUCGUGCUGGAGUUGGAAAAACCACAGUAGUUCAAAUAAUAAAGCAAGUCCUCUCUUCAAAAGGUAUUGACUGUUAAAUAGUUUGUCCAAGUGUUGUUUCCUGUGAUGCCUAUGGCGUUGCUGACGGCGCGAAGCGCCGUGUGAGGGUACUAAUCCCCCCCCCCCGGCUAUUUACACCCGGGGAAACGCAAGCAUUAGCGAAGUCUAAAGUUCAUAAAAUAUCACGGGCGUGACCAACGAACUUGAGUAGGUGGUCAUCCUCACUGAUCUCAAAAAUAUUGCUGAUUGCUUGUAGGAGUGGGAUAAGCAAGAUUUCAAUUUUAAAAGACAUAUAUCGGCAAGUGUAGUUUAGUUGAAUGAACAUUUCAAAAAUUUCACGAAGUGUUUCAAGUUAAAUUUUACAUUAAAUCAAAGCUCACAAAAUGCAAAAUAAUAUACCUACAGUGUAUAUUUCGGAACCUUAUUGUUGUAUAGUUAAAAGUACGAAUCUUUCAACUAUUUUGCAGUUUUGUACAAAAAUAUGAAAAAAUUUAAGAUAUUGUGUUGUCAUGGCAACACUUGAGCGUGAGCCUGCGCUCAAGUGUCGGCCAUUUCUGAAUACUUCAUGUUAAUGUAAUGUUUGGAAAAUAUUGGCGAGGGGUUACUGCAUGCAUUUCUAGUUCCUAUUAUGGAUUACAAACUGCAGAAUUGCCUGUCGAUUUACUCAUAGAAUGAUCACUUGGACAAAAUAAUAUUGUUGCGCAAAUAAGUGGUGUGAAUGUACUCAUCUGGGAUGAAGUUUCUAUGUCCAGUCAAUGACUUUUUGAGUUGGUUAACGCAUUGCACAAUCAUUUAUUGGACAACACAUGCGUUCGGAAGAAUUCAAGUGAUAUUGGUCGGCAAUUUUCGGCAGUUAAAACUGGUAAGAAAUCUGUUAGACAAAGGAGAUCCAAUCUACGAAUCUAAACUUUUCGACGCUGUGUUCCGUCACAGAAUAGAACUACCAAAGAUUCUUAGGCAAGAUUAUUCAGAGUGGAAGUUACGAACUGCGUUAGACAAGUUACAAGCAGGAGUGUGAUGAUGGAACGAUAUUUUAGUUCAUUAAGAAGGGACUUAAGUGACGCCAUUGCACCUCUACUUUAGGAAGCUGCCAGUCGAUCUUCACAACCAAGACAUUCUGGCGCGCAUACCUGGCCUGCUGUUAAUAUUCAAAAGCAGAGAUAGUGGACAUACCCAGUUGCUCGAAAAUUCUAUAGAUAAAGUGAUAGCCCUGAAAGCCGGAUGCAAGGUUAUGCUACUCUUCAACAUCAACAAGCACCUAAACAAUGGGAACCAAGGAGUAUUUCUCGGAACAGAUCCCAAUUCUGCCAAUGGUGAAGAUCAACGUCUUGUCGCUUUCCCCAAUAGUGGAACUGUUAAGAUCGAGCGAAAGACAUGGAGCAGAUACGAUUCCAACGGUGCUGUGGUUGGAACUCUGACACAUUUCCCACUGAGAGCCCAAGGCUUAUGCAAUGACAGUGCACAAGGCUUAACCCUCGAUGCAGCAGUCGUUAAUUGUGCACAAGAGUUUGUGUCAGACCACACAUACGUAGUCUUGUCGCGGGUCAGAAAGUAAACGUGACUUCAAGUCUUAAAUUUCAAGCGAUGAUUUCUAAUUCAACCUCCGGAGAAAUUAAAAACAAUGACAGCAAGUAGUGACAGUGAUGUGGUGUUUGAUCAAGCGUUUUCGUGUUGCAGGAAGAACGAAUUAGGUGAUGAAAUGCUCAGAUGUGAACGAGAAAGCAACGAGGCAAAAGGUAACAACGAAGAUGUUGUGGGGAGCGACGGUGAAGUCAUUGCUAGUGAGUUCUACAAGUCGAACACUGGCGUUCAAGUCAAUCUGGAAGAUGUUUUCUUUUUCAUGUGUGCGGAAUUUCAGACGCAAUUGUCAUUUUUGCCAACACGUUUCUCAAUUCAAGAGUUUUUGGAAAGUGUGAUCAGUGAUGUGCAUGACAAUAUGUAUAGCGUAUCGAUUAAAUCUGCAGCAAGGUAUGGUAUUGAUCAUCUAGAUCUCUUUGACCUGCUGGCCCUAUUCGAGUCCUAUGUUUCCAAAAAUGGGGAAUCAGUUCACAUGACUAAUAGUAACUUCACAUACGCAGCAGCCAAGAUGCAUCAGCUUUUUGUAACUAACAAAUACCAUAGUGACAUGAUCAGUGCCUUUUCGGUCAUUUUCUGGUCCGAAUUAAGUGAUGGGCAAAGAACUUUGGGUGCCCAGUUGGUCUUUCAAUUAUUCCAGCUAUUCACCAAUGAGUUGGGCAACAUGAUACGCAAUAAGGAGUCGCAACCAAUAUCAUUCAAUGUCAGCAACAUGGGUCCUGAUGGAAGGGCAAAGAUUUGUUACAUUGGUGGAUGGGCCAUACGAAAAGUUAUCCAAAGAUCACGAAGGUAAUUAAUUUUUUUCAUUUAGAUAGCAAUAAAGAAAAAUUAUGUAUGCUAUUAACGUUGGAAUGAAAAUAUCACUCCAAAUUUGUCACUUAUCUAACAUAUACAGAUAUCUUAUAUGUAAUAUAUUCUUUUUUCAGGUAUUUGUUAGACAACAAAUCAUCUCAAAGCUCGCAUGUAAGAAGAACGCUGAAAACGAAUUGAUGAAAGUUGAAAUCCUACAGGAUAACAUUGUGGCCCUUACGAACACCUAGAACGGACCUCCUCAACCCUAGAUGCUACUGCAGUCACAGAGUCACUACAAUUUCGAGAAAGAGGUCUCCUUCAUAUAAGCGAUUCUGCCUUCAAAUUCUUUCUAGCCUUGGAACAAGAAAAACUUAACCGAAUUAACAUGGAGAAACUACACUUGCACAAAACAGAUCUCGUUGACGAAGCACUUAUGGAAGUAUUGCAACACAAACAUCCUCAGCAGAUGUUUUUUAAACUAUUUGAUGCCGCAGAUGAUGAUUCGGUGAGCAACAAAUUUAUUGGUAAUAGCUGCCUUGCCCCCAGGCGCUAUAAAACAAUGUCAUAUACAAGUCACUAUAUAAAAGGUUUACAUGAGGUAGUGCAUUGCAUUAUAGGCACACAAAGGGCGAUGGGUUUAAACCCCUGGGCUUGUUCGUCGCAAUGCACUACUUCAUGUAAACCUUUCAUAUAGUGACUCGCAUGAAAUUGUUUUAUUAGCGCCUGGGGACGAGGCAGUUGGUAAUAGCAUAUUAAUUUGCAUUCAACAGUGAUUCUUGAAAAUCCUGCACGUUCCUCUACAAUGCUUGGCCAGCGCUUGAAAAAGAAUCACCGCAUGAAAAAGACCUCACCUAUGUAAUUAUACUAAAAUUAGAUGCAGAAUCUAAGAACUAUUGUAUAGAAACUGAUCUUGGAAAUAUACAAGGAAGUAGUGACACGUUUCAUAAAAAUGGGUGCUGGUCAGUUUCUGUGCGACUUCAGGAGGGAUUACGACCUACAGAAGUCUCUGGCCAACAGAAAGUCUGUGCUGGUAAGAAAAGAGAAAUUAUGCAAGAAGCAAAUGAAAGUACAUUUACCUGUGAUUAGUCAUCACAGGAGUCCCGGAAAGAAGGUUUUGCACACAAAACUGUUAUCCCUUGCUCAGGAAGUCAAAGAAGAAGGAUUUGUCUCAUUAUACAAGAAGGAACUACAGUUAUUGUGCAAAUGCUAUGCAGUUGCAUUCCUUUCAAAAUGGAACAAGAGGUUGGCAUCUGCACUAGUCGCAGAAAUCAAUCAACACGAACACAUGCCACGUCAUGAAGAAAUAUCAUUUUAUUCCGUUAAAAUUGUUAGUGAUUGCCAAAGAGUGGACAAAAUUCCAAUUUUAAGAGUUCGUCGACAUUGAAGUUUGAUCAUGUAGAUAAGUUAAAAAUAAGAAUACAUUUAAUAUGUCAUAUAUGCAGUUGCGUAAUGCAACCCCCGGAGGCCCCCAUCAAAUUCUUAAGUGGGGGCCCUAAAACAUUUUUGAACCAUACUCAUUGAAAAAGGAGGAAAAAAAUUUUCCGGACUGUGACAUUUAAAGAAAUUGUCAGAAAAAUCCCCCCCCUUCUAUGUCUGAGGCUUGGGGUGAGGCUGAGAGCUAUGGUCAUUUUUGCCCCCUGUUUCUGGAAACCCGGACCCAGUUAUGCCACUGCAUAUAUGUACAAAAUAAAAUACACAGAUUUGUGCUAUGGGUUUCAAUGCGUGUUCCACAAGGCAAUCUUUUGUGUAACUUGCAAAGAAAAAACAAUCUUAUAUGUUCUAUACAAUUUGCUUAAUUUACAAUUUGAUUAAUUUUACAUUUAGUGUAAGUAACAGUCCAGGUGUUUUAGUCUUGGUUUCUGUGCGUUUUCUCCCAAAAUAUGAUCUUUUGGCAAAUUAGUGAAGGACACUUCCUUGUGUAUCCUGUGUUGCAUUCGGUUUACCAUUGUUUGACCAAAUAUCACCCAAUUCUGUGUUGCCUGGACAAGUCGAUACGAGGGAUUGUCAGGGCUGCCAACUCUCCCUGAUUAUCCGGGAGUUUCAAGAUUUUGGACCUAAUCUCCCAGUCUACAGAUUUUGUCUUAAUUCUCCCGGAUUAGGACAAUCACCAACGUCGAUUUAUGCACUAGCCAUUUGAUUCUUCGUUGUCAAAGGUUUUAACAAUAAAAAUUAUUUGCAUUGCACAUUAGAACUUCGUUUUGAUGGAAAAAUAAAAUUAUUUCCCUGCUGCCUGCGUUGUUUUUAAUCAGUGGUCAAAAUGGCGCCAUUUUCCGUAAACACUUCAUCUUACAGGGAUUUUUUUUACCCGUAUUGACGCCAUUAAAGAUGUCGAUAUUUUAUUAAACUAGUACAUAAUAUGUGAAACUUGAAAUCAACUGUUAUUUGUGUCGAUAAUGAAGUUUGACAAUAAACCAGUGUAUAUAUCUAUAUACCGGCAGGUAUUUACAACUGCAUAGUUGGCUUUUCGAUAAUGACGUCAUUUCCGACGUGACAUCAUCGAUUUCAAUGGAAUAUCAAUUCUCCAGAUUUGAAAACUUCCAGGGUUGGCAGCCCUGGAUUGUCAUUUUGCCUGUUAGCGCCCCGUAAUUGACAGAAGUGACUCUCUAAAACAUCUUGGUUGACAAUUGCUAGCUUGAUAAACGAUCCUGUAAAUCGUGCUAGUUUAAUCUUUACCAAUGAUGUGAAGCCAAGGACCAUUGAUUGGAUGUCAAACCAAAGUUUAUACGAGAUGAACUCUGAUUCGGCUAACACAAAGAACACCAAGUAACUUAGACAAUCUGAAUAUCGAAGAACACAGAGUAACUUAGACAAUCUGUGGUUGCUCGUGUCAUAAAUGACAUGUUUAUCUGUGAAUAGCUUGACAAUGAAACUGGUGUGUCCCAGGAAAUCAAUUGUGGCACUUAAUUGUGGUACUCUUUGUUAAUUAAAGCGAGGUGGUUUUGAUAUGCCUGAAUUAAACAAGUAUACAGCUAUUUCAUUUAAGGUUGUUCCCGAGGAAAGCGGAAAAGUCUAACACGAGUGAGAUAAAGCCUUGCUGGAAAUCGCUAACAAAAUCAUUAAUUUUUUAGCAAUUCCCUGUAAGCCUUUCGCGGUUGUAUUCGACUUUUCCACUUUCCUCAGGACAACCUUAAUUGAAAUAGCUGUAUGUAAUUUAAAGUAAUAUUGAAGGAACUAAUCGAGUGAAGAAGCUAAUUGUAAUAUACGCUAUAAUGCUGUAGAGAGGGUGUAAUGUGUAACCCUAUUAAGAUACAAUCAAUGCAUAUUAACUAAUGAAUAAGUUGUUGCAAUUAUAAUCGGACAUUAAUAGCAUACAGAACAAUGCACAGGAACAAUAAGUACUAUAGUUCUACUGUACCUUCACAAGUAUCAACAUUUUCCUGUCUAAGACAUCUUCAGCCAAACUGUUCCGCAUUUGCGAAUUAGGGUUAAGUUGGAAGUGAUCCUCCGUCAACUUCUCGUGCACUGGACACAAAUUAUUUUGUUCAUCCCAUGCGUAGGCAUCCUUCCAAUGCGACCAAAAAAUGUUUUGGCCACCCACUGUCAAUUUUCUUGUUGAUCCACUUCUGGAACUUUUUUCGACAUUGUUUCGGAUUUUCUUUACAUUGUGCUGCAAAUAAAUGACAAUUUUUAAGAGUCAAUGGACGAUACUAUCCAAUAUUGACUAGUUAUUUGUGCACACAACUACAGUAUAGGUUGUCAAUUAACGUGACGUCACAACUACACUGUUUUCAACUUAGAACCACCUUAAAUGGAAAGGAUUUCAAGUUUGGUUCUCACAGGCUAUGGUCAGAGGAGCAUAGUAGAUUCAUUAUAUAAUAGUUAUUUUUUCUGAAUCCGUAUGCCAAAGUGCAAAUUUUGACUUUGAAGUAAAGCAUAUUUUUUGCAUGCAAAAAAUUGUCCAAGUUUAAAAUUCUGUAAAAUACUCAAAGUCAGUCCAAAUUCAAAAGUUUACUACUACUAGAAAUGCAGCAAAAUUAUCAUUCUUUCUUUAGAUGCAAAUGGCUUUUGUUUGAAAUAAAACAAGAAUUUUUUUCUGAUAUGUGUUGAAACGGUCUCAAUUACUCAAAUCAUGAUCGUUGAGCGUAUAAACACAAAAUUGCAUUUUCCUCCUAAAAUAAAAAUCUAAUAGACUUUUUAGCAUUUUUCCCAUUCAUAGCCCUACGUUUGGGCAUUAUUCGUUAAAUAAAGAUUCUAUCUAUAUAGAUAUCUAUCUAUGCAUGCAUGGAGUUAACUUUGAAAUUUUUUGUUUACCAUUAUAGUCAAGGUUCUCAUGUGGAAAACCAUCUCAAAUCGCUGAAUAUUUGAUGUUUGUUUGCAAUGACCUGCUGUCAGGGAAAGUUGCCAGGCCCUCAACAUUACAGAAACUGGAGACCUAUGUAGCAAAAGAAAUUCAAAAGAAAAAAGAAUCGGUGUGAAUUUCUAAAUGCAAAGAGCUUUUGGCUAUCUUUGAUGAGUACAAUUGUAUGGCGUACUAGCCAUGAAUAGUUAUUCACAUUACACUUAAUACUGUAAAACCUUGGCAAUAAGUUAUACAAGAUAAUCAGUGGUAUUUUAUAUAAAAUAUAAGGCAAAAUGACUGGUGAAUUGUUGCAAAGAUAUUAACAUUAAUAUGUGCUUCUUUGUACCAAAUUUUGGUUAAGUAUAACCUCAGUGUGCUUAAUAAAAGAAGAGCUUUCUUUAAUUCUCUCCUGUGCUACUAAGGUGUUUUUCUGCUGCUCCAGUUCCCCUCCGUUACUUUUAAAGGCUCCUUUAUUAUUUCAUGAAACAAAUUUUGUUCAUGUUAGUUACCUAAGUGUAUACUGCUUAUUUUAUAACUAUUUUAUUACUCUUUUCAGAUUCUGACAUGGUUGCAUCCCACCCCAACAGUUAAAGAUGCUGCUGGGAAAAAGUGCCAGCUAUUGGAAUAGCAUAAGAUGUUAUCGAAUCAUUUACGGACAUUUCCCAUACAGUAAGUUAGACACAAAAGAUAUUUGCGAUAAUAGUUUAUAGUAUACAGCUAUAUGAAUUAAGGUUGUCCCAACUUGUCCCAGAGCAAAGCGGAAAAGUUGAAUACCAGUGCAAAAGGCUUCCCAGCAAAGCCUUUCAUGCACAUAUUUGACUUUUCCACUUUUAAUUGAAAUAGCUUCAUGUAUAUUGUCUACAGAUUUAUCAAUAUUAAUUAUGCAUAGUAAUGAGGACAAAUUUAGUGAUGUCUAGGAAAUGCUCCUCCCAACUGUCGUGAGCGGCGGUUGUGUGCUUGAGAGCUCUGAUUAUUUUAUUUUUGAGCUCAAACGUUAUUAUAUACAUAAUGCCUGAUACAAUAACAUCUCUAAAGAAAGAAAACGAUGCUCUUAAACGAGAAAUUGAAUCUUUAAAGACGAAUUUUGGCAAACUACAAGAAAUGAUGGAACGCCAUGAAGAACCAGUGAAGCAAGACGGCCCGAGUAAAAUUUUGCAAACUCAAAUCCACACCUUACAAACUAGCCUUCAGUUUCUAAGUGAUAAAUACGAUUCUGAGAGUACUUCUAAAGCUGAAAUGAAAAAGGAAAUGAACAAACUAAGCUCAAAAUUGGCAGAAAUAGCCAUCAAAGUCGACCACGUUGGCGAUGCGCUUGAGCAACUUCAGGAAUAUAGUUAUCAGUAUAACAUUAAAAUUCUUGGCCUUUCAGAGCGAAGCGAAAGGGAAUCGGCGAUUGAAACCAGCUCAAUGUGUGUAGAUCUUUUUAAAUCGAUCGGAGCUGAUGUAAACCUUAGCGACAUUGAUAUCGCUCAUCAUGUCCCCAGUAGAAGACAAGAUGGCAAACCGCGUCCGAUAAUCUGCAAAUUUGCUCGUCGAAUUGCAAAAGAGAUUGUGAUGAAUCGACAAAGCGAAACCUCUAAAGUCAACUCAUCCGUACGAAUGUUCGACCAUUUAACUCCGAAAAAUCAGCAAAUUUUAUUCGAAGCGAGAUCAUUUAAAGAAAGAAACGAUUAUCAAUUUUGCUGGACAAAGAACUCUGUUGUUUAUUUAAGAAAAAAUCCUUCCUCCCGCGCUAUCAGAAUAAAAGAUGUUGAAGAUCUUCAGAGAUUAAACGA
Molecule: messenger RNA, 8539 nt
Organism: Paramuricea clavata
Lineage: Eukaryota; Metazoa; Cnidaria; Anthozoa; Malacalcyonacea; Plexauridae
Source: the annotation of a GenBank genome assembly